CGGACCAGGCUGGGUGCCCGAGGGUCGUCGAGGCCUGGCUGGAGAGGAUCGGAGACGGCGUCGCUGCCUUGCUUGAGGGGUCUGAAGGAAUGUUGCCGUCAGGAGUAGAGGUGGUCCGGAGAAGGGCGCCCGUGCCCGGCGUUGAUGGGAUCUAAGGGGGCGUCGUUGUUUAGUUUACGGACAUCUGUGACUGUUUUGAUGUUAGGGAAUUUCAGAGGCAUAGUGCCAAGCGAAUGAGGGGUCUUUGCGACGGCAGUUAGGCCAUGUGGAUUGGGGGCUGUGACUGGAUAGUGGUGCCAGGCUGGGUCAUGUGGGGCGCAUUCGUGUCCCCCUGUGGGGCAUGUCUCUGAGGCAGCGAUUCCGUGUGUAUGUCUGCGUGUUGGGGUGUAUAACGGGAAUUGAGCUGGACUGUGGGGGAGGGCGGCUGAGGAUAUUUAUUUCAAGCUGGGCAGGGACAAGUUCUGAGGGCAUCUUAGCUGCAAUUUUUAAUGGGUAAGGGAUGGCGCCUUUAGUGGUGGUUGGAGGCAGGACUCUUGGAAGGCAGGUGGGAUGAAGUAGACUGGGACCCCUCGGAAGGAAGGGCACAGAAGAGUUAUAACAAGCUCUUGCUCUUAGGCUGGCCUCCCUGGGAGAGCAAGUCACUGAUGCUGAUCUGGGCCAGCUCAGAGCUUUUGAGCAAAGGGUGGUGCUGAUGCCAAUAUGGGUAGCAAGUGGAGCACCCCAGCUUUUCUUGCUGGGUGGCUUGCUUUUUACCCAGGCAGAAGAGCUUGCUUGUGCUGACUCCAGUUCUGGCUGGCAUUUCGAAACCCUAAUGGGAGUGUUACUCCUGGUGCCAAGUUGGGUGGGGUGCAGUAGGGGGAAUUACCCCUCCUUCCCUUGCAUUUGGCAAGGCUUUACCAUUCUAUUUUCUUCACCUUCUGUUCCCUUCACUCCUUUUUCAGAAAGGCAUGUACACGUACAGAGACAGAAUCUAUACAGUUUAGUGUUUGAACUUAGUGUUGUGACCAAGAGUAGGAGCAGAGUGCCAGCAAAAAUACUUAUCCUUUCCCUAGGAGUUUUUGGGCUGCCAUGUCACAUAUGCAUGCAUCCUGUUUUGCCCAUUAGUAUUCUCUAUUUUUUAAUGAGUGAAAUCUACAUAAUAUUAACCAUGUAAAGUAUACAAUUCAGUGGCCUUUAUUACAUUCAGAGUGUUGUACAACCACCAGCUCUAAUUCCAGACAUUUUCCCUACCUCCCCCCCACAAAAAAAAAAAAAAACACCCACACCCAUUGAACAAUUACUUUCCAUUUCCACCUACCCACCCCAACAACCCCUGGCAACUACCUGUAUGCUUUCUAUCUCUGUGGAUUUACCUAUUGUGGGUAUUUCAUAUAAACAACCCUAUAGUCCAUGACUUUGUCUUGGGCCUUUUCACGUAGCAUGUUUUUGAAGUUCAUCCACAUUGUCGCAUGUAUCAGUACUUCAUUUAUGGCUGAAUACUAUUCCACUGUUUGUAUUUACUGCAGUUUAUCUGUUGAAGUAUCCUCUGUUUUUUUCCUCAGGUUAUAAGUAUAUUAGAAAUAUCAUGCGGAAGAAAGAGAACUCAUUUUUUGCCCCAUGGAUUCCUUUCCUGGGGCUGUGAUCCUUCGGUUUUACGCUUUGUUGGGGUUCUUUGUUUUCUCAGUUAAAAUCAUAAACUGGAAGGAGAAAUAAAUUUUCUUGGUCUUUUAAAAAAGUUAUAAUCCUCAGGACUGGUAAAGUUAAGAACAAAGUAUAGAAUGAUAAUAAUAAGCCAAACCAGUUGCCACUGAGUCAUUUUUGACUCGUGGUGCCCUAUGUGUGUCAGAGCAGAACUGCGCCAGAGAGUUUGCAAUAGCUGAUUUUUUGGAAGUAGGUCACCAGGUCUUUCCUCAGAGGUGCCUCUGAAUAGACUCGAGCUGUUGCUCUUCCUUUGCAUGUGUAUUUCUGUAAAUAUCUCUUAAAGAUGUUGGUUCCCAAUAAUCAAUAAAUAAUAUUGCUAGAAGGUUGGUUUAGGAAUAUGGCUUGGCUUUCCAAGGCAGCUCGGCCGGUGCCCUGGCCUGUGGACUGCAGCACCUGAAGGGAGAGCUGUGGUGGGGCUCAGAGUUGAUGGUGGGAACCAGAUUCACUUCUUCAGCAGGAGGAAGGAUGGAAAAUGGAGGUUCCUACCACAUCAUGGGAAACCCUGGUGGCAUAGUGGUUAAGCGCUACGCCUGCUAACCAAAGGGUCGGCAGUUUGAAUCUGCCAGGUGCUCCUUGGAAACUCUGGGGCAGUCCUACUCUGUCCUAUAGGGUCGCUAUGAGUCGGAAUCGACUCGACGACACAGGGCGUGGUUUUUUUUUGGUACCAGAUCAUGUACGCCUGGGAGGUGGUAAGAGGAUGUGGAAGGGGAUCUUCAACGUCAUGUCCUAAUUGCAGCUUUGUCAGUCACAGGCUGCUUUCUUAUCAUUCCUCUGGCACUUCCAAUUCUUGUUUUGGGGACAGGGUGGCUUUUGUACUUUGUUCCAAUUGGAUGGAUACUAGCAUCGACCAACAGCUAUUACGUGGUUACAGUUCCUGCAGAGAAGGGACAGUUUUUGUAAUGAGUAGCCUCCCUCUUCUGGCCCCCCACAUAUCCUCAUCGCCCCUCCCUUGAUCCCUCCGUCUACCUCCGCCCCCAGCCACACACCCAUAUCUGUUUCUUCAGGAUGUACUAGAUGUCUAUGGUGAGAUUUGCAUUUUGAAUUUUAACCUUUGGAAUGGAAGUUACUAUAUAAUUAUUAACUCCAAAUCUACCACAAUUUAGUCAAUUUUGCAUUUCUUUUUUUGGCUUGUAGAAAUCAGCAAGCAAAAAAAAAAAAAAAAAUCCAGUGACCAUUCCGGCAUAGGACAUACUUCAGGUACUCAUUGCCCUUAUUUCAACAAGUGGCUUCCAGCUGACUCUGGAUUGAGGAGAGCUUGCUGUACUCAUUCCAGUAUCAAAAAUGGUUUGAGUACCUCAGCACAUUGUUUGCCUGAAGUGGUCUUAUCCAGUGCAAUCUUUGUUUUCAAAUAUGUUUAAUACCAGAAAUAGAAGACUUUAGGUGGCUUGUUUCCUCUGUUACCAGUUCCGCACUGAAGCAGCCAUUUCUUGUCAUCCAGGCCCAGGGAAGUUCACCAGCCUAGCUCACUCCUGUGAUCAAGAACUUAGACUUAACUCUCCUGUAGGUUGCUGUGACUCACAGAUGUGAUUUCUUGAACUGAUAAAGAAUAGUCGAGUCUCCAAAAAGUAAGGCCUGAGCGUUUGUCUCUUGCACUUAAGUCAGGAUCAAGGUACAUCGAGUUUCUUUGGAUUGUUGCUUAAAUUUUACCAUAAAAUCUGACUAUAUUGUUUAAAAUAAAGUCUUAGUAAACCAGAAAAAAAAAAGUUGCUAUUGAGUGGGAGCAGAACCGUGCUCCAUAGGGUUUUCAACAGCUGAUACUUUGGAAGUAGAUUGCCGGGCUUUUCUUCCAAGGUGCCUCUGGGUGGACUCAAACCUCCAACCUGUCAGCUAGCAGCUAAACGCAUUAACAGUUUGCAGCACCCAGGGACUGAAGUUUUAGUAGAAAUGUCUUUUUUCCAUAAAGUGGCACAAAUCUGUAGAGACACAGUCCUUACCUUUCUUCUGCCAAGCUUUAAACUUUGAGAUGGAUGGCGCCCCAAUUCCUGCUGGUUUUUUUUUUUACCACACCGCUCAGUAGUAUACGCUUUGCUGCCCCUCACCUUUACUCACUCCUGUUGCCCUGGUUUUCAUCCCAGAAGCCCUAUUCUAUUCCCAUCUCUUUUCUUUUUUUUUUAGUUGAACAGGCUGGGUUUAUUACUUAUUGCAGGGGGAGAGAACUCACACACCAUUGGGAACUGAGGGACAUCUCAGCAAGAGAAUGAGAGAAGGGAUUUAUAGGAUUUGAGUGUGUGUAAGGGGAUUUUGGAAGAGGGUUUAAGGAAGUGAGGCUUUGUCCUGGCUUAGAUGCUGUCUGGAAACAGUUCAAUUUUAUGGUUGAGUAUCUUUUUUUUUUUUUUUUUUUAAUUAAUUUUGUCAUUGUUGGUGAGGUAUUCUUGUUUCUUAUGAAUGACAUUUUCCUUGCAAUCACCCUUAUUCCUUCUUGUAGAAUAGUGGUAUGUGAGACUUUGGGAUCUUAAUCCCUUUUACCUCAUUUUCUUAGUCUAUUUCAUGUCAGUGAGCAUUUGUCUAAAAUCAGUGCCUUCAGUUUAUGCCAGUCCCUUCCAGUAGAAUUGAGCAAACCUCUACUGAAAUGUCCACUCUUUGUAGCAGGGUAUUGCUAGGCCCUGGGAACCCUGGAAUACGUAACAGAAUUCCUAUCCUCAGGUAACUGGCAGUCCUGUAGGGCACAUUUGUACAGUUUUGUAAUUAGUCCCUGGGUGGUGCAAACUUAAUGCGUUCAGCUGCAAACUGACAGUUUGGAGGUUUGAGUCCACCCAGAGGUACCUUGGAAGAAAGGCCUGGCAGUCUACUUCCAAAUUAAAUGUAAUUCAGGGGGAUGAAUACUGUAAUGGAAGUGUAGAUAAAGGGCAUUAGGAACCAUUGACUCUGUCAUGGUGAGGCAGGCUGGGGAUGUAGGGAAAGCUUUGUAGAGGAACAGGCAUUUAGACUGAACUUUGAUGUUUAAGGAUGGGUAGGAUAUCUGUGGACCAGGAAGGAGGAAAAUUUAUCCUUGUGUGGAGAGUGAAAAUGGAGGAUGUGUUUGGAGGUGGUCCAUAGUCUGUGGCUGAAGCGUUGGGUGUGGGUGUGUAGAGGAAAGACCAGUCACUAGAAAAGGACGUCAUGUUUGGUAGAGGGUUGACAAAAAUGAGGGAAAUGCUUCGUGAGAUGGAUUGACACAAUAGCAUGGACAGUGGGCUCAAACAUAUCAAAGAUCAUGGAGAUGGUGCAGGACUGGCAGCCUUUCAUUGUGUUUAUACAUGAGGUUGCCAUGAGUCAGCUCAUACUUGAUGGCAACUAACAACAGCAAUAUUCCCUUGUAUGCAUGUGCCACAUUUUAUUUAUCUAUUCAUCAAUUGAUGGAUAUUUGCACCAGUUCCACUUUUUGGCUAUUAUGAAUAAUGCUAUUAACAUUGGUGUACAAGUUUUUGUGUGGCCAUGUGUUUUCAUUUCUCUUGGGUAUAUACCUAGCAGUGGAAUUCCUGGGUUAUAUUAUUAUGGUGACUCUAUGUUUAACCUUUUUAAGGAACUAUCAAACUAUUUUCCAAAGUGGCAUGAUAUUUAAUUUUAAUUUAAAUCAAAUAGCUACAUAUGGCUAAUGGCUACACAUUGGACAAUGCAGAUCUAAUAGCUUUCUAGCUGUAGGAGUAGGUUGCAGUCUAGCUGAGUGGUAGGGUCGUGGGCUCUGGGGUUAGACAACUAAAUUCUAAACCUUCCUCUUUUGCUUGCUCUCCUUGAGCAAGUUAUUUAACCUCUUUGUGCUUUGGUUUCCCUAUCUGUAAAAUGGUAAUAAUAGUACCAUAUAGGGUUAUCAUGAGGUUAAAAAACAUAAUAUAUACAAAGCUUAGAAACUGAGAUCUGGGGAGUUUGAAAGUGACUUCCUCAUUUCUGUUCUAUAUCUGAGAUUAGGCUUGUCCCUGUGAUCUUUUAUCUACGUAGGUAACUUUUCCUGGUGAACCUGUAUGGUUAGAGGAGUGGUUCUCACCCAGGGACAUUUUUUGCUCCCCCCCCCGCCCCCCCCCGCCAGAAGACAGACAUUUGCCUGUUAUCUGGAGAUGUUUUUGAGAUGCUGUAGGCAUCCAGUGAGGGGAGUCCAGGGAUGCUGGUAAAUUUCCUUCAAUGCAUAGGACAACCCCUCAUAACACAGAAUUGUCCAGCCCAAAAUGUUAGUAGUGCUGAGGUUGAGAAGCCCUGGUUUAGUGGUACCUGCUGUCCCCUUACCAAAAACCAUAAAUCCAAACCUGUUGCCAUCUAGUCGCUUUUGACUCAUGGCGACUCCAUGUGUUAGAGAGUAGACCUGCUCCACAGGGUUUUCUUGGCCGUAAUUUUACGGAAGCAGAUUGCUAGGUCUCUCUUCUUAGGUGCCACUGGGUGGGUUCCAACUGCCAGCCUUUAGGUAGUUAACGGAAACCUUUUACGUCACGCAGGGACCUAUUCCCUUACCAGCUCCUGCUCAUUAGCGUGGAGUUUGAAGUCAGCCUGCCUGUGAAGAGAGAACAUAGUUCUGAAGUGUAUGGAAUCACCUCUGACAACACGUUUUAGGUGGGACAGUUUAAAGCUUGAUACCCUGAAUCUUGGUGAUGCUAAGAUUUGUUGAGAUGUGUUACCAGUCAGCUGUGUUUCGUCAACCAACAUCAAACAUUUGGAAAACACAUUUUUUAGUUGGUGGUUCAGUAAGCAGGUGAUCCUCCCUUAUUCACCCAGUCUUGAACUUUCUUUCCUCUUUCUUUGGUCUGCCCUUGUAGCUUCAUUUUAAGAAUGUGAUUUGUUUUCCCCUCAGUGAAAGCCUCAUGCCUAGUUACUUUCUCAUCUCAGUGUCCUCCGUAGUCCUAUAACCAAUCUGAACUGAGUCACGUUCUUAGAACUUUUUCCCAUUCCUAUUCCAAGUCUUGGCUCCACUGUCAUUUUUGUUUCAUAAAUGUUAGUUUGUUCUCAUGCACACUUAGCCUGUGGAAACCGUUAGGUGUUCUCAGGUUCUACCACAAGUCAGGUGGAAUGUUCUGGACCUCAGGGUGACUAUGUCUAGAAGAGCGUCUUCUUUUUCAGACCCCCAGAAUGCAGUUCAUCAGUGGAUAUUUGGCACUAGCAGGCAACUGCUUAUGGAUGUUAUGAAUACUUUGGAUGGCUUUGGAUUAAAAAUUCCAGUUGCCUAUUGAAUGCCUGACCAUUCAUGUCCCUGAGAGGGCCUCUUCCUUUCUUGCUUUAAUUUGCUAGGAUUAACGCUUGAGGGACCAUCAGGAUACAGGUGGUACAAUGACGUGGGUUCAUUCUUUGUCCCUAUCACCCCAGUUGUGGGAACCACUGGGGCCACUGAUUCCACUUUAACUGUGUAGCCACUGAGUGACAGAGAACAAUGAUGCUAGAUCUCAGGGACAUGUUUACUAGAAAACAUACAACAUCAGGCUGAGGUCUGACUUGUGGGCAACUCCGUUUUGGAUCAUCCUUUGCCAUUCCACUAGGUAGAGCAAGGUCUGGCCAAAAAACUGCAUACAUUACAGAAAGCAUAACAAGUACAAAUAAAUCCAGAACAUUGGGACGUGGGAGGUCAGGAAAGCGGAAACAGAUCUUAUCCUCUUGAAUUCUGUGACUUGUUGAUACAAUCCCGGGCUCUCCUAAUGUGGGAAAUAAAGUGGGUCAUCCUCUCAGAGGUGUAGAUCACCAUCCUUGCCUGGACUGGGCUUUUGGGACACUCCUGCUCACUCAGUUACAUUCCCAUGGCUUUGAUUUAUUUACUCUUGAUUUUCUUCUUUCCACAAUGUCUUCUGUGGGAAAACAGAUGAACUGUGUGUAUCUUCUGUUCCUGGUACCAUCAUUGUAAUCCUCACAGUGCCAAGGCUAAGUUUUGAUUCAAGAUUUCAGGUAUCGUAAAUAAUUACUUGUUUUGGAAGAGGUAAAAAUAAAUGUAAGAAGUUGCAGUAAUAUUGUGGCUUUAGAAGGGUGGGUCCUAGGGUGAAGAAUUAUAAAAACAUGUCUGUUUUGGUUUUUAAAUAUCAAGCAAGACGAAUCUUAUGUUGUAACACUAUUAUUACACAUUCUUCCAGAUCAGAGGCAUGUGUUCAUGGAGAAAAUAUUCAUGUUUUUCAAAAUUCUACAUGCUGCUUUUUUUGUUCACCAUUUCCUAAUUUACCUUCCACGUCUAAAAUUCCACCUGGCAGUUUCACUCCAGUGUAUUAAAAACCAACCAAACACAGAAACAACCCCCCAGAAAACAGCUUAACAGCUUAGUCUAUUGAUUGAAUGUAAAUAUUUUUCUCUCUUAGAAAAAUAUUUCAUUUGGGAGAGGGAGUUAGUGUUUGGCUCUCUAUACUGGCAUGCUGGAGUACAUAUUGUAGCUCUUUGGAAUUUGAAUAUAGGCUUGGAAGGUAUUAGCUAUUCAUCCUGGGUACUUCGUUCUUUUUACGUGGGUCCGUUAUCUUUAAAUCUGCAAAUUCCUUUGCCACAGUUGCCAGGAGAAGAGCAGAAAGAUUGUACCAGUACGAGCUGGCACAAGGUUCCCUAUGGCUGUCUCUUCAUUUCCUCCUUAGAGCUGAGGGCUGCUUUUCUUUCAGCCUUAAGAUAUGUUUUACGUUUUUACAUCUCUUUUUAAUUACACAAAAAUAACAUGCUCAUAACCGUGGUAAAUAAUACAGAAAUCUAAAAACGAAAAAUGAAAGUUCUGUGGUUUGGUGUGUAUUUUUGGUGGUUUAUUAUUAUUUUUUUUAUACACACAUACACACAGGAAAUUAUUAGUGCGCUGGAGUUAUUUUCUUUCAUUUGUUUUUAAAACAAAAAUGGGAUAAUUUGUGUCAUAUUUUACAACGUGAGCUUUUUUUUUUUAAUUCUGCUUUAGAUGAAGGUUUACAGAGCAAAUUAGUUUCUCAUUAAACAAUUAAUACAUCUAUUGUUUUGUGACAUUGAUGUGUUGUAAUGUGUCAACACUCUCCCCUUCUUGACCUUGGGUUCCCCAUUGCCAGCUUUCCUGUCCUCUCCUGCCUUCUUGUCCUUGUCCCUGGGUUGGUGUGCCCAUGUAGUCUUGUUUUGUUUUAUGGGCUUGUCUAACUUUGGCUGAAGGGUGAACCUCAGGAGUGACUUCAGUACUGAGUUAAAAGGGUGUCCAGGAGCUAUUCUCAUGGGGUUUCUCCAGUCUUUGUCAGACCAGUAAGUCUGGCCUUGUUUUGUGAGUUAUAAUUUUGUUCACCAUUUUUCUCCAGCUCUGUCUGGGACCUUCUAUUGUGAUUCCUGUCAGAGCAGUUGGUGGUGGUAGCUGGGCACCGUCUAGUUGUGCUGGACUUAGUCUGGUGCACUUUUUUUUUUUUAAACCUUAACAAUACAUUGUGGACUUCUUUCCAUGUUUGAGUAUCUAUCUCUAAUUUUCUUAAAAUACCUCCCUGUGUGCUAUUGCUUUAUACCAUAAUUUAUUUAACCACUUCUUCAUAGAUGGACUAAUAUUGUUUCCAAGUUUGUGCCAUUUCACACUGCUAAGGUGAAUAUUGUACUUCUUUGUGCAGUUACGCUAGAUUUCUAGGUGUGUGAUUGGAGACUGUGGGGUUUUAGGGCAUACAGAUUUAACGUUUCCGUUUUCAUCAGUAGGGUAUGCAAGGGCUCCUUUCUCCCACACACAUAAGCAACUUUUCUUCACCUACACCUUCUGCUUAUCCUUGAAGAUGUGCCUUCUGACACUUUGAACAAGGACACCUGGGGAAUGUUUGGAUUUACUUCCUUGAAAACCUUAUAGUCUCAGUUUGCUUAGCUUCUAGUCUCCCUACUGUCUGCAAACCUGGUGCGCUCACCUAGGGCAGAGAGCCUGUGGCUGGAGGAGGGUACAAAUGCCUCCUCAUGUGCUAAGGGAAGUAGUUUGUUGUCCUUGGAAGGUGUUGGACAGGUGGCCUGGAGCUGUCGACUAAUCACUGUAUGGGACACAAGUCUAAUUCUGAGACUGACCAACCAGUCUUCUGCAGGGGUCAUUCCAGAAUUAGGGGAACUUGGAAGUAGCAAAGCAAGCAGUUAGAAGUGCAGACUCUGCAGCCAGACUGCCUAAGUUGAAUCCUAGUUUUACUCUGACUAUCCGUAUAAUCUUGGGCCUAGUUAGUUAACUCAGUUUCUUGAGGAAUAACCAAAACCAAACCCGUUGCCGUCAAGUCAACUCCGACUUACAGCGACCCUAUAGCAUAGAGCAGAACUGUCCCAUAUAGCACCUAGUUUAUAGGAUUAUUAUAAGGGUUAAUUGAGUUAAUACUUAAUAAGCUCUUAGAACGGUGCCUGGCACAUAGUAAAUGUGUGGUAAAUGGUAGCCUUCAUCAUUAUCGUUAUUGUCAGAACUUUGGGGAAGCGGCUUCCCUGUUUCCUGACUGACCCACGAUCUGUUGCCAGUGGAGGAUCUGAAGAAUAUAUUUUGAUUAAUUCCUAGUCCAAAAGACAUAUGUAUCACGUUCCGUAUCAUCGCUUUGGCCAUCAGAUGAGAGGUGUUUUUCCAGCAAUUGUUUUCAAAUAAUAAAGUACGAAAUGGUUUAUUCUUAGAGUGGAUGUAUUAGAAUAUGCACUGUUACUCUUGUUUGCCCAUCUUGUGCUCACUUGCAUGAGGCAAAGAGUGGUGGCAUUACCACCGAUAAGGAAGUGCGCCAUUGUCUCAGGUGUGGGAGUGUUCGGCGUCCAUUCUGACCACAGUGCUAACCACAGUCACAUCUGUCUGCUCUCAGCACACUAUGUACCAUACUGAGGUAUGGGGGCUCCCUGGAGCUUGGCUCCUGCCCCCAUGCUCCAUUUGGCACUUCCUGUUCUGAGGUGAGAAUGAUUUCUGAGGUUUUUUUUUUUUUUAAUAACAGCUUUAUUGAGGUAUAAUUCACAUACCAUAAGACUAAUCAUUUUAAAGGGCACAAUUCAGUGGUUUUUAGUGUAUUCACGAGGUUGUACAGCCAUCAGAAAUUUACCUAAGUCCAGAACAUUUUCAUUACCCCCAAAAGAAAUCCUGUACCCUUUAGCCGUCACUCUGCAUUUCCUCCUUCACCCAAGUCCCUGGCAUCUGCUAAUCUACUUUCUGUCUGUACGAAUUUGCCUAUUCUGGACAUUUCAUAUAAAUAGAGUUAUACACUAGGUGGUCCUACGUGACUGGCUUCUUUCACUCAGUAUAAUGUUUUCAGGGUUCAUCCGUGUAGCAUGUAUUAGUACUUCAUUUGUUUUUAUGGCUGAGUAUUCCAUUGUAUGGAUGUACCACGUUUUAUCUGUUCAUCAGUUGAUGGAUAUUUGACCUGGUUCCACUUCUUAAGCUAUUAUGAAUAAUACCACUGUGAACAUUGGCAUACAAGUUUUUAUGUGGACUUAACGUUUUUACAUUUUUGAGUGUAUACCUAGCAGUGGAAUUGCUGGGUCAUGUUAUGUAUGGUAUCUCAAUGUUUAACCUCUAGAGGAACUGUUAAACUGUUUUGCAAAGUGGCUACACCAUUUUACAUUCCCACCAGUAUUGUAUGAGGGUUUUAAUUUUUCACAUCUUCACCAACACUUGUUAUUGUCUGUCUUUUUAAUUUCAGCCAUCCCUAAGGGAUGUUAAAUAGUAUCUCAUUGAGGUUUUGAUUUGUAUUUCUCUAAUGACUAACGGGAAACUCUGGUGGCAUAGUAGUUAAGUGCUACAGCUGCUAACCAAAAGGUCAUCAGUUUGAAUCCACCAGGUGCUCCUUGGAAACUCUAUGGGGCAGUUCUACUCUGUCCUAUAGGGUUGCUAUGAGUCAGAAUCAGCGCGACGGCAAUGAGUUUUAAUGACUAAUGAUACUGAACAUCUUUUCAUGUGUCUAUUGGCCAUUUGUAUAACUUCUUUGGAGAAGUAUCUAUUUAAUCCUUUGCCCAUUUUUUAAUGGGGUUAUUUGUCUUUUUAUUGUUGAGCUAUAAGAGUUCUUUACAUAUCCUGAAUAUAAGUCCCUUAUUAGAUACGUGAUUUACAAGUAUUUUCUCCCAUUCUGUAGAUUUUUUUUCACUUUCUUGAUGGCAUCCUUUGAGGCACAAACAUAUUUAAUUUUGAUGAAGUCCAAUUUAUCUUUUUUUUUUGUCUUUUGUUGCUUGUGCUUUCGGUGUUUCUUAGUUCUUUUAAGGGCUCUUAAAGCUUAAUAUUAUGUUAAGUCAAGAAUGAACAUUAUUUAGGAUAAGAAUCCUUUUAACUUUUUUAUUAUGUGAAAUUUAAACAUAUAGAAAAAUAAAGAGAAUGAUAUAAUGAAACCCCAUUACGCAUCACCCAAUUCAGCAGUAUAUUGACUCAUGGCCAACCUUGUUUCAAAUCUAUAACCACACUCAACUCCAUUCAUCUCUAGUGACACUAUUCUGCAGGAAGUUCCAGACUUCGUAUCAUGUCAGCCAUAAAUACUGAAGUUUGAAUCUCUAAAAGAUGAUUCUGUCCCUCAGUAGAAUCACCAUACCAUAUCACACCUUACAAAAUUGACAGUUCCUUAAUGUUAUAAAAUAAGAUCUUUUAUGUGAGAGAUCCAGGGGAUGGACCCUCAAAACUGUUGCCCUGAGGUAAUCUUUAAAUGUUAAACCAAAAAUAAUGCCCUGAAGUCGUCUAAUGCAACAACAGUUUAGCUUAACUAGUAAAGAAUGCCUGCCUUGAGCAUUACGCUCUUUUAAGAACCAUCUACACACAUAGGAUCAAACUGACAACAACAACUCAAAAGAUUAGAUAGGAAACUUAGGGGGCAGUGAGUUUAUAUUAAUGGAGGAAGAACAGUUCAGAAAAGGGGGUGAGAAUGGUUGCACAACUUGAAUGUAAUCAGUGUCACUGAGUUGUUCAUGUAGAAACUAUUGAAAUGCUGUAUAUUUUGCUGUGUAUAUUCUCAACAACAAAAGGAUCCAGGGGUGAAAUACUCUUAGAAAAUGCAGCUAAUUAUCACUGUCUUCAGUAACUAACCCUCACUAAAAUUUCCACUAUUAAAAAAAAAAGAAGUUAGCCCCAACAAAAUCCCUCAAUUUUAUGAGUGUCAAAAGCGUCCUUCCAACCCCAGUUUUCUUGUUUUUACUUGAACGGGUCAAGUGGUGAAGUUUUAAUUACGUCAAACAUUUUUUUUCCUCAGAACUUCCUUUGCCAUUUUGUUUCACACACAUAUGCAUUCCCAACCUCUGCCCAGUGUGUAAAGUGAAAGAUUAACUUAUGACUUUUGCCCUCAAUUUCCAGUGUAGAGUGAAUUUUUGGAAAAAUCCUACUCUUAUCUGAGAUUGCACAAAUGUUGGGAAAACGAAGAGACCCCGUCAGCAUAUUUUCCCCUUUUUCAUCUCUCCGGGGGCGUAAGCCGUGUGUCCGUGUUCACUGCUUGGCUGACUAUGCCUGUCCUUAAGGUACAGUAUUGGUGAUGCCGUAGCAGAUGAGCAAUGCUGCUGAGGGAGAAGUGAAACGUAGAAUUUAGAGUCUGAAAGACACCGUAGAGGUAACGAUGCUGUGAACAGGCGUUCAGUAAGAAAGGAGUCUGUGCUACUUGAAGGUGCAGCAGAUUUGCGGUGGCGCAGGCUUCUUAACCAUGGGAGCCUUCAGAGGCUAUGGAGUGCAUGCGUUGUGAAUCCCCAAAAGAGACACUAGAUUUCUUUGACCACAUGGGCCUUUUUUCACAGAAAUGAAGCAGUCUCAGGGCAGUGCCAAUAGAAGAAAUAGAAGGCUCAGAGAGGUUAAACAGUUGGCCCAAGGUAGUAGUAGAUCAGGUGGUAGCAUCUAGGUCUAGCAUGCCGAGCCCUAAUAGAGUCUAAUUUAAAGGAAAUUCUCCCCCUGGACAUCGUUUACUAGGAUUCCAUGGGAAUCCUUUUAGUCAGAAAGCCUAGGUUUAGUCUUUGGUCAUUUUAUGUUUUUUGGCCUUCAGUGUGCUGGCUGGCAAGUGGGGAUAGUGAUACUGGUCUAGCCAUAUCACCAGCUGGAACAACCAGGGUGGAUGUGAAAGAAGUUUGUAAACCUUGAGUGCUGUGCAGGGAUGAUGAUUUAUAACUGGGUCUCUCGCUCUUUAGCUCUACUUUGCAAUAUUGAGCAGAACUGCCCAGCUCUUGGAUCUUGAGCAAAGCAAAAGACCUUGGAGAACCUUUCUUAGAUUGUAUAAAGGAAGAACAGUGGAUACAGGUGCAAAGAUAGUGGCACCUGCUAUUUUUUUUUUUCUGGGUGUGACAGUGGCUGGUGCUGCCUUUUCUUGUUACUGUGAUGGGGGGAUGCUUUCUCAAAGGCACUUUUAGCUUUUUUCCCCUACACUUUAGACACAGUAGCUUCUCUCUGCCCACUUGUUUUGCUCUAGUGCUUUCCUCUCGAUUGGACCCCGGCCCAAUGUAUUUGUUUGUUUUAACAAUAUUUUAUUUUAUUUCUGGUGAAAAUACACAUAGGAAAAUCCAUUCCCGUUCAGCAGUGUCUACACAUAACGAUCAGUGACAUUGAUUACAUUUUUCACAUUGUGUCAAUGCUCUUGUUUAUUUCUGUUCUAAUUGUUUCACUCCCAUUGACUUAAACUCCCUGCUCCUCAACUUUCUCCUCUAUGCUUUAGAAUAGGUGUUGUCCAUUUGGCCUUAAGGAGCCCUGGUGGCGCAAUGGUUAAGUGCUCUGCUGUUAACUGGAAGGUUGGAGGCUCGAACCCACCAGUUGCUCUACAUGAGAAAACACCUGACCAUCUGCUCCUGUAAAGAUUAGUACAGCCUAGGAAACUCUCUAGGGCAGUUCUGCUCUGUCCUGUAGUGUUGUUAUGUGUUGAAGUUGACUUGACAGCUGCACAACAACGUUUGGUCUUAUAUAGUUUUUUAAAAGAACAUAAUACUCAAGGGUGACAGUCUUUACUCAAGAUGUUUUUGAAGCAGGUUUACGUACUGCUGUCGUCCUGUUUGCCUCACUCUUUGUGGCCUGGGAGUACCGGGUUCAGGCUGUGGUCUGUGGUUAAGCAUUAUGUGAUGAAACCGCCUGCAUCUUUUGCAUCUGGUAUGACACCCUCUCCAGUCCUUUAGUCAUCGUGUCACUUGGGGUAUGGAUGUGUGUGUUCCAGAAGUUCCCCCACUCCCUAGAACUCAUGGGAGGUAUAAAGUAUCUUAAUGUUUUCUUCUGGUGUUCUCAACCAUGAAAUCUUAGACCUAGGGUAGAUUUGGUUACCAAAUAGCCUAAAGAGGGAGGAGGCAAUAUUCGAUUUACAUAAGAUCCAGGAAAUGAGGGAAGGCAUGGUGCCAUGGGCUGUGUUUCCAGCUAGACCUUAUGAAGUUUCACAGUUCUUCAUCCAGAAAAAGUCAACUUCCAGGUGUUGGCUAAUGGUGUGAUCCGUUGAAUGGAAGACAGACCCAGGAGCAGCUUCAUCCUAUUCCCCAUAAUAGGAAGAUUACUGUAGGGGUUAGGUUAUGUCCCCAGUCGACCUUGAGGAAGGGGAUUUUGCUUUUGAGAUGAUUCAAGUGCCUUAAAUUCCUCAGCUGAAAAAUUAGAAAUGUAUAGAUAAGACACACAGGAAGUUUCCCAAUCUCUGCAUCAAGCCUUCUGAGCUCGGGGUAAUAUUCAGGUGCUCUCCUGAUGUCCCUUAGCUAUUUGUCAGGUUUCUGUGGUCAGGAAAAUGUCACCAGCACUAAUGUGUCACUAUCUUUUUAGUAUCAAGUCUUCAUCUCUUCAUCCAUGUAACAGUUUUUCUUGAGGGCCUGCUUUGUGCGAGGCAUUGUUUGGUACUGUGAGGGACACAGAAGUGAGAGUUAUGGAUCUCGUUUAUACUUGAGGUGAGGACAUAGGCCUGAGAAUAAGUAACUAAAACAUAAGGUAUGAAGUAAGUCUUUGCCAAGGUUCUGAGCACAUAGGAAGAGUGAGUGGAUUUUCCUGCAGAAUCACAACCAAGACGAUCUCUGUCUAGAUAGCUCAGGUGACUGAUGAUCAGCUUACACCCAGAAGACUGGGAGCUGCUUUCAGGGGUUCAGAGUUGUCGUUAGUUGCUGUCAAGUCGGCCCCCAAUGCGUGGUAACUCCACCUGCAGCGAAGGAAAUCCUGCCUUGCUGUGCGCUUUCCCAGUGAUCGAUUGCUAAUCAGACCAUUGUGAUCCAUAGAGUUUUCACUGACUGAUUUUUGGAAGUAGACUGCCAGGCCUUUCUUCCUAGUCUGCCUUGGUCUGGAAGCGCCGCUGAAGCCUAGUCAGCAUUACAGCAACAUGCAAGCUGGGUGGUGGCUGUGCAUGAGGUGCAUUAGUCAGGAAUCACACCUGGUCUCCUGCAUGGAAGGUGAGAGUUCUACUGCUGAACCACCAACAUCAGAGCUGAGGUUCCUUUGAUAAAACAGCCUUAACGUUAGCUCUUUCCUUGGGUCAGCCACCAUCGUACCUACAUUCCAUAUUCUCUUUAUCUUGCCCGAAAUUUGAAUAUAAGUGAAAAAUGAAAUCAGUUUGGGUGGAGACCUUGAAGCCUCAUUUUUCUUAGUGGGGUUCCCUUUCCCAAGUUACAUCUGGGUGUGUACCAUGUAGUUGUUGUGACUUUCUGUUCAUACUCUGAUUUAGAGAGCAAUUCAAGGGGGGGACAUGAAAUGUGUCUGGAGACAGCUCUGAGCUGUAGCUUGCUGGUUUUCAUGUAAUUCUUGGCUAAUUGCCAGUUUGGUUUGGGUUGAACUGUUUCCAGGGUAGGAAAAGUGACCGUAGCAUUUUGGUACAAAAGAUAAACAAGGCUGCUGUUGUACUUGAUGGAGCUAAAGUUGCAGAUGGUGAGAGCCCAUUAACCAUCGGUGACAGCCGCUGUCAGGGGUGAGCUUCACAGGCCCCUGGACUCUCUGGGGAUGGCAAUAAAAACUGGCCCAUGAAGGUAAUAAAUAUUUGUGGAGUGAUUGAUUGUCAACAACAAAAGGAUUUUCAUGGGGGCUGGAGAGGCAAGAAAGGCAGAAACCUUGGAAAGCCCCUGGAUGAGGGAAGCUAUUGUGAACUGGGUUCAGCUUCUGCUACUUUAAUUUCUCCCUUUUUAAAAGACUAGAGACUCUGGGUGAUACAAAUAGUUAACAUGCUCUUCUGCUAACCAAAAGAUUGGAGGCUCGAGUCCACUCAGAGACACCUCAGAAGAAAGGCUGGUGACCUACUUCCAAAAAAUCAGCCAUUGAAGACCCUAUGGAGUACAGUUCUACUCUGACGUGGGUCACCAUGAGUCAGAAUCAACUCGAUGGCAACUGGUUUAUUUAAAAGACUGAGGCUGUGCCCUUGACAUGGGUACUUCUCUCCACCUUUCCUCAGCACCCCCUUUCCCCCACAGUGGAACAAAAUCAACUCCAGAGUUAUCACAUUUUAGCCCUGAAUAGAAUCAAAUAAGCAAAAACAGGCACAUAAGACACUUAGUGAAACAGGAAUAUCCGUUCUUGAUACUUGUGGGGCUACUGCAGUAAAAGCGUGCUCGUCCAACAAGUGCUUGGUAAGUACACAUGAGUGUAGGGCUUCCACAUUUUAGCUCCAGCCGAUCUUUUCCUUUCCUUCUGCCCCUCUUGGUUCCAUGCUUUCGUCCAUGCUGGGGCCUGCCCCACCCAAAUCUUGCAUGCUGUUUUAAUACUCAUCUCUCGAUAAAACUUUCUUGGCCAUUCUUUCUCUCAUCAGACUCCCCCUUCUUUGAGCCUUUCAUGUACCAGUACCUACUGUUUCUCCUCCUCUUCCACAUUUAUUAUAGAGCACCUUGUUUAUUUCUGUAUUUGCUUGCAUUUUUCCCCAAAACUGGGUAAUUAACUCCUCCAGGGCAAGCCAACUACUACAUUUUUGUCAUCUCCAGGGUACAUCUUGGGUGGAUGGCUGAGACUGUGAAUAUCAGGUCACAAAUGAGAAGGGAAUGGCAAUUAUAAUUAACAUCGAAAUAUUAUCUCCAUGUGUGUUCAAGGUGUUUUGGAGCCACCCAGGCCCAGUUAAGAAGCCGUGUGGCACAAAGGUUAAGCACUUGGCUGCUAACUGAAAGGAUGGCAGUUCAAACCUACCCAGGUACUCCACGGGAGAAGGACCUGGCGAUCUGCUCCUGUAAAGAUUAUAGCCAAGAAAACCCUAUGGGGCAGUUCUACUCUGUCACAUGGGGUUGCUAUGAGUCAGAAUUAACUCAAAGGCACCUACAACAACAGGCCUGGUUGAAUUGCCGGCCCCACUGCCUGCCAGGUGUGUGUCGUUCACUGAAGCUCGUUUUUCAUCUGUAAAAUAGGAGGUAUCAACAUAUGUCCUAGUCUUCCCUCUGUGAAAUGUAUCAUUUGAUGUUUGGCAAGUGAUUAAAUGCUUUAGUUCAGGGCUGUUUGCCCAGCUAUCUUCCUUGGAAGACUCAGUGAUAAGAAAGCAACCACGGAUUUUUAUGGAUACAUUGUAGAAGAAAGAAGCCCUGUGACUUGUAUUGCUUUGUGUCCUGCCCAGAAGCAGGGAGAGGAGCCUGUUUUCCUGCUUAGGUAGACCUGUCACAUGCCUGCAUUUGUCUAGCCCCAGGACACAGAUAAGCCAGCAUUCUUGGUUUCUGACAACUGAGCAAUCGUUAGCAUCAGAUGCCUUUCAACUUGGCAAAGUUCUGCAAAUCAUCAUCUGGGUUUGGAAGUCUUCCCAUGGCAUUCCCCAAAAUAAUUAUUCUUGGAUCCUUUUAUUGAUGCCCAGCCUCGUGUUCCUGACACGAGGACGUCUCAGUUUGUCUUUAUUGUCGCAUACACAUUGGUUUGGGGAUCGAAUUAGUAUUCCCUUUUUUUUCUGGAGUCAGAACUCUAAUGCAUUUAAUUAAAUUGAAAUACAUUUGUGCCCAGACCCGAGAAAGGUCUCUUACUCAGAUAUUCUGUCUGCCUAUCAGCCUCUACUCAAAACUCCUGGAAGUAAAAUGGCCCAGGUAGCUCCUACCCUAGGAGCCUGGCAGUUGCUGACCUGUUCUGAGAAGGCCCUCUUUAUUCAGAUCUCUUGAUUGUGUAAUUAGAUACCCCUGCCCGUCAGCUCUGGUCUCCUUGGGCCUCAGUCAGCCUGAUGACAUGGGUGGGUGUGGGAACAGUUCACCAGGUGCCUGAGAUCAAGGUAUGGAAAGAUCUGUUCUCCUUGUUCCUUGUGUGCAGGGAACAGAUGAGGACUUUUGGGCUUUCCCAGUCAUUUACCUCACAGAACUCUGUCCUCUGAAGUGGGUCAAAACCGGAGUCCUGGGGCCAAAGGGCCCUGACUCCACACUCUAGGACACCACCAUCAGGUCAAGUGUAAGUGGCAAAGUUCUUUUAAACAGGAUUCUGAAGCACUGACCAGGGACAUGUAUGUCUGUUCAAUAUUCAGCUGACCCUCAAUUGUUUUUUGAUGUUUGUUUUUCCCCUCUUAUAACUUCUGGUCUGAUAUCCUGACCAGAAGGAAUCCCUGGGUGAUGCAAAUGGUUAACACGCUCAGCUGCUAAGCCAAAGGUUGGAGGUUUGAGUCCACACAGAGGCACGUCGAAAGAUAAUCUCUAGACCUUGGUGACCUACUUCCAAAAAAUCAGCCAGUGAAAAUCCUAUAGAGCAGAGUUGUACUCUGAUAUAAGUUGGAUCAACUUGACAGCAACUGUGUUUUUUUGGUAUUACAUUAAAAGCCUUCGGAGCCAGAGACUUCUUUCAAAUCCUUCUCUCCCAUCCAUAGCUCUGUGACCCUAGACACAUUGCAUAACCUCCAUAAGCCUCAACUUCUGCAACAGAAAAUAGUGACAGUUAUGCCUACACCAUAGAAUUGUUGUACCAUUAAAUGAGAUGCUGAUUAUAUGGAGUUUCUAGCUCAGUCUGGCUCAUUAUUAGUGCUGAACAGGUAUCUGUCUCCCGGACUCCCAUCCCAGAAUGUAAUGACUAUAAAUGCAUAGACUGCCUAGGAAAAUGUUGCCAAAAGAUACUUAAAUAAAUUAACUAGAGUGAAAGAAUGUGAAUUCCACUCUAGCCAUGAACAUAUAUGCUGUUGUAGUCUGUCUUCUUAAAUAAUAAGUUAAUCAGAACCCAAAGGGUGAUAUUUUCAGCAUUACCAUCUUAGGGGGUGCUCUGAAUUUGGGAGAAGGGGGCUAGGUCAGUGGAAGGAUGUCUCAGACACUGUUUGGGACCAUAAACAGUUGUUAAUCUGUAACAUUUUGGUAACAUAAUCCUGCUUGAUUCUAGUGUAGUAUGAUGCUUCCUUUUUUUUUUAAUUGGUGAAUUCAGCAUUGAAUUUAAUUCUACAUUGGCAGGCAGGUGGCUAAAAUUAUCUGAAGAAGAAUUUGAUCUCUCUCCGGCCCCCAGUAUGUGAGCAUGGGUCACUUAACAUAAGAACCCCUUUUUCAGGCUUUCAGAAAUUGCUAACAAUCGCUUUGCCUCUGAAAUCCCGAAACUACAUUUGUUACUAGGUUGUGGUAACAUAUGCAGGGCAUGACAAAGGUGAACUCACUUUCCUGGGAAUGAGAUGUGGUUUUUGUUUGCCACCUCAGCCUCCUUUUCUCCUCCCUCCCCACCUGUCUUAGUCAUCUAGUGCUGCUGUAACAGAAAUACCACAAGUGGAUGGCUUUAACAAAGAGAGACUGGUUUUCUCACAGUCUGAGAGGGUAGAAGUCCAAAUUCAGGGCACCAGCUCCAGGGAAAGGCGUUCUCUCUGUGUUGGCUCUGGAGGAAGGUCCUUGUCAUCAAUCUUCCCCUGGACUAGGAGCUUCUCUGAGAAGGAACCCUGGGUCCAAAGCAUCUGCUCUGCCCCUGCUGCUUUCUUGGUGAGAUGAGGUUACUCUCUGCUUGCUUCCCUUUCACCUCUUGUAAGAUAAAAGGUGGUACAGGCCACACUCCAGGCAAACUCCCCUUACAUUGGAUCAGGGAUGUGACCUUAGUAAGGGUGUUAAAAUCCCACCCUAAUCAUAAAAUUGCAAUCACAAAAUGGAGGACAACCACACAAUAUGGGAAAUCAUGGACUAACUUAAGUUGACAGAUUUUGGGGGGGACACAGUUCAGUCCAUGACAACACCAAAUCUCAGUGCUCAGUGGACAUUAGUUAGCAAGGGGAAGUAGGUUAGUGAGAAAGAAGUCAUUAUCAGCAAGUGCUUUUCGAGAGUAUAUGAUAUGAUGCUAGCUGUGAUGGAGUCCUCACACUUUGAGUUAGGUGCUGCCUUGCAUGCAGGAAUUUAUAAUCUUGUAAGAAGAUAAAGCAGACAAAUGCUGAUUAGAAACACUGUUUUGGGUGGUGUUGUUAGGUGCUGUUGAGUUGAUUUUGACUCAUAGGGACCCCAUGACCCCAUGUGACAAGAGUAGAACCGCCUCAUAGGGUUUCCUAGACUUUAUAGGAGCAGAUUGCCAGGCCUUUCUCCCAUGGAGCCACUAGGUGGGUUCAAACCCUCAGCCUUUUGGUUAGCAGCUGAACACUUAACCGUUGCACCACCAGGGCUCCUUGAGUGAAAAAAAGCAAACCCAUUGCUAGCUGUCCAGUCAAUUCAGACUGAUAGUGACCCUGUAGGACAGAGUAGAACUGCCCCAUAGGGUUUCCAAGGAGCAGCUGGUGGAUUCAAACUGCCAACCUUUUGGAUAGCAGCCAAGGUCUUUAAACCAUCGCAUCACCAGGGCUGCACAACAGGAUGAUUCGUUAGAGGGAAAUCAGAAGGUUUAUAAUGCAAUUUUGAUAAUUUAGUUUCAACUUUUACCAGUUUUUUUCCCCUAAUAAUUUUGUUGCAGUCCCCACUUCUUAAGAGAUCAUUGCUGGUAAAUGUUUAUAAAAGUGGAACAUUCCCAUAACCCAUCAGAGCAAGGGCUUUGGGUAUUUUGGUCAUGAUGCUAUCCCCAAUGCCUAGAACAGUGCCUGGGACACUGUAGGGGUUUCAUAGGUGAGGAAUGAAUGAAUGAAUGCGUGUUUAGGCCAUGACACUCUCCAGAGAACUGCAGGUGCCAGGCAGUGCUGUUUGGUAGGUUUAGACCAGAGUUGCCCAUGUGGGCUGGAAAGAGAGGGCCUAAGGAUGCUCUUUGCUGCCAGUUUGAGUCUCACAGUUAAUAAUGCUGCAUGUGCUUUGUGAUGGCCAGUGGUUGCCAGGGAGCCAGGGAAAUGACAGGAGGGGAAAGCCCCUCAUUACUCUUCCCUGGGCAUCUGUGCCUUGGUGUCCAGAUCUGCCUGGGUGACAUUUUGGCCUAUUUGUGGGGGCGGUAGCAAGGUGUGCGAUAGGUGAUGUGGCCAUGUCUUGAGAGUACAUUUUUGCUGAAGAAUGCUUGCCCGUCCCCAAACACCUGCAGCAGCAGAAGCCACUGCUCUGUGCACGUCACCCCUCUUCUCCAGCAUAGCAUUGAGGCCGUGAGCCUCGAGGAAAUGGCUCAGCUGCCUUGGCACAUUCAUUUCCUUGUAAGGAAAGUCAGUGUGACCUUGACCGUCAGUGGGGGACCUGCAGCAAGCACAUUGUGUCUGGCUGGGUUUACUUAUGAUUGGAAAGUACUUUUGGUAACUCACAGUGCUGUAAAUGCUGUGCACUGUUAAUUUAUUGCCCUAGAUGGACAUUAUGGGCACUAAUUUGCAAGAAUCAUUUCUUACUUACCUGGGUCAUGCCCAGCACAGUGCCACUCCCAUGGAGUCCUUUGAUAAAUACCAUAGAAGGAAAAUUGUUGCAGAAAAUAAAUUGGGGAUACAUUAUUGUCUCUGAGUUGUAGAAAAAGAUAACUAAUUAAUUUGCAGCCUAAGAAAAUAUUAGAAAGUCACUCUGGAUUUAUAAAGUACCUCUGAAGAUCGAGCUCCCAAGAGCCAUUUCUGCAAAUACAAAUCCAAACAUGGACCUUUUGUCCUUUGCUAGUGUUAUCUUUGGUGGAGCAUUCAGGCCUGGGGAGGGCUGCUGUGACCUGCGGUUAAGCGAGGGUGGCCAGAGGAGAGCUGGCUUCCACAAUUGACUAGGAAUAGUCAGAUGAGGAUGCCAGCCCCAAGACCUUGGCCUCUGGUGCAAAGCUUGCUGUGGAGAACCAUUUUCAUCAUAUGCUGAACUUGGAGAAGAAAGCACAACCAACCUUAAGGCGGUGAACUUCUCAGAAGCAAGGCCCAUUACUGUCGAGUCCAUUCCGAAUCAUAUCAAUCCUGUAAGACAGAGUAGAACUGCCCCAUAGGGUUUCCAAGGCUGUAUAUCCUUACAGAAGCAGACUGCCACAUCUUUCUCCUGUGGAGUGGCUGGUGGGUUCGAACCACCAUCCUUUCAGUUAGCAGCUGAGCGCUUUAACCAGUGCACCUCCAGGGCUCCUUCAGAAGCAAGAGUUGGUUUAAAUAUAGAUGAUCUGCUUUACUGGCAACUUGGAGGCAGUGGUGGGACUUGUUGUACCCUUUGUAAGACAAGUGAGGAAAGAUGUUGGCACCUGUACAUGCGCAGUGUGUUUAUGAAAUACAAACUCUCCUGUGGAAGCAAGGGCUCAUGAGGUCAGCGUACAAGGUAGCACGUCCUACCUUCACUGGGGGAAAGGUGCCUCUCCAGGUCUUCUCUGCGAAUUGCCCUGAUCCCUAGAGAAAGGUGGGAUAGCCAGGCCGAAUGAACUGUUAUUUAUUGAGCACUGACUGGCACAUUUUCCUCAAGGGGGUAGAAAAGUUUUCGUGCAAAUGACAGUUACUGGACUUGAUUUUCUUUCCCAAGGAGGAGAAACAAUACCUCAGAAUCUGGAGAGUCCAGUCUUAAAAGAAACGGAAGCUCUUUUCAGCCCUAGAGACUUGAUUUAUGUACCUGCCAGCUUGCUAAGAGCUGAGGGGAGCCCGUGGUAGCGCAUAGCAGCCCCUGCCCUUCUGCCCUCGCAGGCUAGAGCUCCGGUGGGCCCAGGGCUGGCAGUGUGAGUUUGCCGCACAUCCUCCUCAGUACUCCGCGGCAGCUGUCUGAAGUUUUUUCUGCUGUGCCUGAAACUGAUGUCAUUUCCCCCUUGGCAAACAGCUUCUUCGGCUCUGCUGCGUCUGAGAUAUGUCACGAGAAGGUGGGGGUGGGUCAGAGCCAGGCGGGGGGGAGUAGUGAGGAGAGCAGGAGGGCCAGUGCCUGCUUGGUCCCAGGACUCUGUUUACUUUCUCGUCUUUGCAAAGGAAGGCCGGUUAGCAGGAACUGCUGAGCACACCAGCCUCCUGCCUGGCGAAAUGCUCAUUAGCUGACCUUAACUUUUUAAGGCCCUUUGUUCCAAACGUUAGUGUGGCGAUGCUCUUGCAGGAUGCCUUUCCUUUUGGGUCUUAGACAGGAUAAGGAAACCUGUGUGGGUACCAACAAUCAAAGCUACAUCUGUGACACAGGACACUGCUGUGGACAGUCUCAGUGCUGCAACUACUACUAUGAACUCUGGUGGUUCUGGUUGGUCUGGACCAUCAUCAUCAUCCUGAGCUGCUGCUGCGUCUGCCACCACCGCAGAGCCAAGCACCGCCUUCAGGCCCAGCAGCGGCAACAUGAAAUCAACCUGAUCGCCUACCGGGAAGCCCACAAUUACUCAGCGCUGCCAUUUUAUUUCAGGUUUUUGCCAAACUAUUUACUACCUCCUUAUGAGGAAGUGGUGAACCGACCUCCAACUCCUCCCCCACCGUACAGUGCCUUCCAGCUACAGCAGCAGCAGCUGCCUCCACAGAGCAGCCCUGCAGGCGGCAGUCCCCCGGGCGCCAACCCCACCAGGGGCCCCCAGGGGACGCAGAGCAGCCCCUUGUCUGGGCCCAGCAGAAGCAGCACGAGACCCCCAAGCAUCGCCGACCCCGAGCCCUCUGACAGGCCAGCCGACAGAGCAGCCACCAAAGCCCCUGGAAUGGAGCCCAGUGGCUCUGAGGCUGGCCUGGGGGAGCUGGACCCAGGCUCCUUCCCGGACAAGGAUUCAGAAUGUAAGGAGGAGCUGCUGAGAGAGUACAGCUCUGAGCAUGACAGUGCCCUCCCCGACAACAAAGACAAGACUCCUGGCAGACAUCGGCGCUUCACAGGUGACUCGGGUAUUGAGGUGUGUGUUUGCAACCGGGGCCAUGAUGACGACCUCAAAGAGUUCAACACGCUCAUUGAUGAUGCUCUGGAUGGGUCCCUGGACUUCUGUGACAGCUGCCACGUGCGGCCCGCUGGCGACGAGGAGGAAGGGCUGUACCAACCCUCCGAGGAGCAGGCCCGAGAGCCUGGGCACCCCCACCUGCCGCGGCCACCCGCCUGCCUGCUGCUGAACACCAUCAAUGAACAGGACUCCCCCAACUCCCAGAACAGCAGCACCCCCAGCUAGAGCAGGCCCUGCCGCAACUGAGAACUUGGCAGAGCAACCAGUGGAGGGGAGAACCACGAGAGAAGCAUUAAUGACUUUCAGAGAAGGUGGUGUAGCCACUUUCUUCUUUUUUUUCCCCCUCCUACAUUUUCCUACAUCUCCAGGUACAGUUUGGGGUGUGGAUACCUUUCCCCCACAAAAGCACAGUGUUGUGGAGGGCUGAGAAGUUGGUUCUGUGACUCAUUCCUCACACCCCGCCCCCACCCCUGUUUUCCCCCUUUCAAGUCCUUUCUCGCCAACCUGCUUGGGUCAGAGAAAUGUACGUUUUAAAAACCCCCAAGGAAGGGGGCUGGGACUGUGCCCUGAGAUGAUCCUUGGUGGUGGAGUGGAUUCUCUGGUUUUAGUGUAAGAGAACCUUGCUGUGUCUCAGUCCAGGAGAGGAAACAGGUCUCAGCCACCCACAGAGGCCCAGGGAUGCCAGUGUUUGCGUAGCGAGAUGUGGAUUAAUCCUCUGGGAGGUUGGUGUCCGAUGGACACUUGCGUGGUAGGUUUGUAGGGGGCUCAUUGAUCUGUCACAUGCCUGGCUGGCUGCAGACUGGUUCAGGCAUGAAGGGUUAUACUGCGUUCUCUUUGGUUUUUCUUUUAAAAGCAAACAACAAAAGCGAGCUAAAAACAAGAACCUUCCCAACGGACAGGCAAGAAUUCUAUUCUGGAAAAGAGAAGUUUGGACUCUUUCCCAAGUUGCCUUCAAAGAGCCUGGCUACAGUUGAGCCAGAAGGAGAGGUUUUGUGUGAAGGCCUGGGUGGGGGCGAUCUUUGGAACUUCUGUGGGUGAGCAGGAGGCCCCAACCCAUGGUGGUAGAUGGAGGUGUGGCUUCUGCAUCUCUGCCCUUUUGUCUCUGCCCACAGGUGACCAGGGCUCUCCCUCAUCCCAAGCACACAGGCCUUCACUUCUCACUGUUGUGAACAAAUGGACUGAGGAAGCUGUGGGCAGCCCAAUAGUCUGGCUCUCACACAGUAUUUUCUCUUUGAUUUUGAAUGUGUUUUUUGUUGUUUUGUUUUUGUUGUUUCUUUUUUUUUUUUAAACUGACCACUUGAAAGAAAUACCUUGGUUAUCUGUGGUUGUUAUACUCCUCCCCCCUUUUUUUCGAAUGGGAUGACUCAUUUUUCUGUAGCCUAUGUAAAGCGUCUAAGUGGCCUAUGUAGGAGGGUGAAGGCAGCCGUCCUGAAGGACCACAGGAUCCUUAUUACUGUAGUUUGGCCUCAGAUAACCAGUUGAGUUUUGAUAGGAUAAUUUGAAUGGAGAGUGCAAACAGCCAAAACUAACAUUCCCCUUCCAGUGCUGUUGAUACAAAGAGUUUGGUUCUUCCUCAACUCUUGAACGGUGAUAUUCUGACUAGGCAUUGACGUUAUGGUAAGAAAGGGAAAAAUAUAUAUAGAGAGAGAGAGACAAAUCCAAGGCUGUGAGGCAAACAAGUAUCUGCGUUUGGAUUCCACAAAACCAAAAUCCACAUUGAACAAAGUGAAGUCCAAAUAGUGACUUUUUGGAUGACCUGUGUAUGUGUCCCUUGUGUGUGAGCCCCAAGUUGUGUGUUCCUGUGAAUAUACCUUGAAGCAGCCAUUCUUCUCGUGUUAACCACAACACUUGGAGCAAAUAUGGCCCUCUCAAGGUAACUUAUUUUAUGCAUUUACUGUUUACUGAGCAAAUGUCUGACUGUGUACUCGGGUGUAUUCAGCAGCAUUGUCAACGGCAGUCCCCUGUGUUUGCCAGAGAUACUGUGCUCUAGGUAGAGGUUUUACUCUACCCAUCACUGCACUUUGCACAUUGCUCCGUGGGCGCUCAGAGGCCUGUGUUCUGUCCCCUGUAAGUGGAAACAUGCUCUGAACAUGUCUGCCUCCCUCGGCUGUUUCUGGCCCUCAGUACCAGCCCCCUGGGUGGUGUCCACAACCACUUGGGACAGAAGGUGAAAGUGGAAUUUCAGACAGAAGCUUGGUUGGAUCUUCAGUGACAAGCUUGGACUAGCUGCUGCCCAGACGUCAGCCCUGCCCAGAAUUGCCAGGAAGGUUUGGCAGUUCACAGUGCCACAAGGCUUACCUCCCUCCGCCGAGGUUCAAGGCGCGCAAGCUGCUGUGUGGCCAGAGUGCAUCAGCAGUCCUCAGAUGCCUUUCCUUCCACUUUGUUUUUUUAAAUCCCAAACACCUCACUGAAGUGUCUCGAAGGAGCACAAGUUUUACCAAAAUGAAUCCUUCUUCAGUUAACUGAUCAGGUGGAUGAAUUCUGGCCUUCUUGAAGUUUCCUCCCCCAGUUUGAAUGGGGGACUGGCCUGAGUGCUAACUGUUGUGUUCACUGCAGCAUCCUACCCUAAAGGCACGAGAAGAAGAAAAUGCAACUGGUAGAACUGGGCUUCGUUCCAGCGAUCGCAGUCUGGCCCCAGCCACGGAGGCUACCUUGCUUGGAGGGAGAUGAAGCAGAGAGUCGACAGAAUGGUUAGGGGCCAAGGAGGUUGGAUUGUGGCUGGUUUUCCAGGUGGAUGAGAAGGAAAGGAUCGGUGGAGGGUUUGGUGCUACAGUCAGAAAAUUUGCAAAUGCAAACACAUUCCUGUGUGAGGCACAUCACCAUUUGUCAGUUAUUGUGAAUAUGUGUAUUUUAAGCAAUAAGAUUCAGCUGGUCAGACUUUUCUGGGCAGUCUCAGUGACGCAUUUACUGUUCUGUGAUUGUUCCGAAGACAGAGUGGCUCUAACCACUGUGAGAAGCCCAAAUAAAAAUCAAUCCCAAAAAUCCUACUUUUUUUUUUUU
Messenger RNA from Loxodonta africana (African savanna elephant), 27454 nucleotides. It is a transcript of the gene WBP1L, whose product is annotated as WW domain binding protein 1 like. Lineage: Eukaryota; Metazoa; Chordata; Mammalia; Proboscidea; Elephantidae. The coding region runs from base 23651 to 24679 and encodes 342 amino acids. The record is from RefSeq and is a predicted model, not a curated record. The transcript has 4 exons.